Salmo salar (Atlantic salmon) is the source of this 4053-nucleotide messenger RNA. Its product is annotated as semaphorin-4E. The record is from RefSeq and is a predicted model, not a curated record. Lineage: Eukaryota; Metazoa; Chordata; Actinopteri; Salmoniformes; Salmonidae. Gene Ontology annotation, cellular component: plasma membrane. Gene Ontology annotation, biological process: negative regulation of transcription by RNA polymerase II; positive regulation of GTPase activity; ossification involved in bone maturation. Gene Ontology annotation, molecular function: chemorepellent activity; semaphorin receptor binding.
UGUGGCCAUAGGCCCCACUGAUAGUUAAUUUGUGUUCAUGUUGAACAAUGUUCUGGAUUAGACGGGAUAAUUGCCCGUUAGCUCUAACCCCUCCCACCGGCCCACACAGCCAAUGGAGUGACCCGGAGGAACGAUCUCUUAGACCUGUGUGCUCACAUCAGCCAAUCAGAUAUCUUGCUCUCAAGAGGAUGCUCUUGAGCACUCCAACACACACACAAACACACACUGGCUACACACUGGCUACACACUGGCCACUUCCCACGUUCAGAGGGCAGCGUGUCGCUCCGUCAGGAUGUUUAUGGUUUCCCAGAAAAAGCAAAUCACCACGGCAACGGCUGGGUGGAUUUACGGCCGUAGCCCUGUCUCCCACCCUUAGACAGACCAUGUAUCACCCUUACACAGUACACACACUCACACAUACACACUUACACACACUCAUACACUCAUAGUAGUUCGUAUGCACAAACACACGCACACUCACACACCACACACACACAUAAACUACAUUUAAUUUCAAUAGAGCACAAUGUUAUAAGGGUUGCUGUGUCAGAAGUAAUGGCUGAUUUAGGGGUGAGCUUCCAUGUAUGUGGUGGAAAAAUCAGGGUAUUUGAGGGACAACAAGAUCACUAGUACAGUCAUUAUGAUUUGAGGAGGGUGACAACAUAGAAAUACAAUCUAGAUUAUAUUUCUAUGGAUGACACUGGCAUUGGCUCGGCAUGUAGAUUGUACAUUGUGUCAUCAGUCUUAGAAUGUGUAGUCCAACUCUACUCCUGAAAAUUCUAUUGUAGCUGACCAAACAAUGCACAGUUUAGAAUACUGGAGUAAUUCAACAUUCCACCAUUAAACCAUAUGGGACAUGUUUCAGGAUAAACACUUGUAUAUUUUAAAUGGAAUCCAAAAGCUUUGGUCAAUCUGUCCAGAUCAUUACACAGUUUUGUGUGUGUGUGAGGGUGAUCUAGUUGAGACAAUUAUAAUAGCAGCCAAAAAAGGAAAGCAAUAUGCUCAGACUGUGGAUCCAUUCCAUCAUCCACUGUAGUGUACAGUUUGAUGUCAUAAUCAACAUCUCAUUACCCGCAUUAUGACAUCACACAGUCAAUCCUAUAUAAACAGCAGCCCAACGCCAACAUUAAGAGAAUUACAUUUACAUUUACAUUUUAGAAUUCUGUGUUGCAUUGAACAUUGAGCAAGUGUGUUGCAUUGAGCAUUGACAGCUGCUGACAAGAGGACCAUCAUGGCUCCUCUCGCUUCCCUGAGGGUUUUCUUGGGCCUGUUCCUGGUCCUUAUACCCCUGGUCCUGGGUGAAGUGUUCGCCAGCAUCCCUAGGAAGACCAUACAAUAUGACAAUGCUAAGAUUUUCAGAGAGAAUGGCAUUUCAAACUAUUCAACGAUGACAUUGAGAGAGGACCUGGGUAUCCUUGUCGUUGGUGCUCGAGACGCCGUAUACGCUCUGGACCUUGAGGAUAUCUCCUCGAAAAAGUCUGGGGUCUACUGGCAGGUCUCAGAGGAGCAGAAAACGUCCUGCGAGAGGAAGGGAAAAGAUUCAAUGGACUGUCAAAACUACAUCAAGACACUUCAGACUCUCCACGAUGGUAGGAUGUUGGUGUGUGGGACCAGCGCAUACAACCCCACAUGUGACUAUAUGACCUACGCAAACGGAACGUUGACCCUGGAAGGGAAGAAGGAAGAGGGGCGAGGGAAAGUUCCCUUUGACCCCUUCCAGAGGUCAACCUCGGUCAUGGUUGGGACAGAACUAUAUUCAGCCACAGCGGUCAACUUCCUGGGUACUGAGCAGGUGUUGCAGCGUCAUUCCUUCCCAGCUAUCAGGACCGAACACAGACAGUCCUGGCUUAACAAGCCCUCCUUCGUACAGUUGGACGUUGUCCCCGAGAGCAUUAACAACCUCGAUGGGGAUGACGAUAAAGUCUAUAUGUUCUUUAGUGAGGAGGCCAUGGAGUUUGACCUGCCAGACCAGAUCAGGGUAUCUCGUGUGGCACGGGUCUGCAAGGGGGAUAUGGGUGGUCAGAGGACCUUACAGCAAAAGUGGACGUCCUUCCUGAAGGCCCGUCUUGACUGCCCGGUGCCCCUGGAACCUAGCCUGCCAGCCAUCAUUCAGGAUAUCUUCCUCUUGAAAGACCAGGAUUGGAGGAAGAGCGUGUUUUACGCUGUUUUCAGCCCGCAGACAACCACAUCGGAUCUCUCUACUGUGUGUGCGUUCAGCGUGGCUGACAUUGGGAAAGUCUUCGCUGAGGGUAGGUAUAUGACUCCGGUGACAAUGGAGUCAGAAACAAGGUGGGUAACCCACACCAGAGAGGAGCCUGUCCCACGACCUGGAGCAUGUAUGAACAAUGCUGUGCGGGACCUCGGGAUUGUUCACUCGCUGGACCUCCCUGACAAGACGCUACAGUUCGUCCGUGACCAGCCACUCAUGGAGGGAGCAGUGCCUCCACUGACCGGGGGUCCACUGGUGCUGCAGAGGGGAGCCAAGUUGUCAGUGAUUGUUGUGGACCGAGUCAUGGCCGUGGAUGGAGAAAUCCACCACGUUAUGUUUAUUGGAACAGAGGAGGGCACGGUGCAGAAGGCUGUGCAGUACGCUGCUGGUGACACAGUCAUCAUCCAAGAGAUCCAGGUGUUCCAAACUCUGGAGCCAAUCAAAGUGCUGCGUCUCUCCUCUGGCACGGGACAGCUCUAUGCAGGCUCAGAGUCUGGAGUGGUCCAGAUUCCAGUUAGGGACUGUGGUCGGUAUGGGUCCUGUCUGGACUGUAUCCUGGCCAGAGAUCCCUACUGUGCCUGGGACACCACCUCAGCAGCCUGCUCAUCUGUCCACAACUUACCCACUGACUCCAGGAACUUGUACCAAAGCCUUAUUCAUGCGGAUGCCUCGAUGUGCCCCCAAUCACUCCCUAUGAAGCCACUUCCAUUACCAUUUAAUAUUGGGAGCUCCGUCCACCUGCCGUGUCAACCAGCAUCCAACCUGGCACAGGUGAGCUGGCACUUUGCAAGGGAGCCCCUCCAGCUGAGAGACAGGUACCAGAUGUUGAGCCAGGACUUGUUGAUAGGGAGUGCCGUAGCUUCAGACGCUGGUCGGUACACCUGCCAGAGUCUGGAGGAGGUCAAAGGUCGACUCUACACCAGGACAGAGGCUGCCUACAUCCUGCAGCCCACAAAGACUCUACUGGUCCUGCAGAUAUCUGUGGCUGUGCUUUCUGUGCUGCUGGGGGUUGUGGUCCUCUGGAGUGUGAGGAGACACUUCAGACUCAGGGCCAGAAUUCACCCAGCAGAACCCUGCCAGAACAACAACAACAACUGGAGAACAGGCCCUGGUCGUGUCCCUGGGUCUGAAGUGAACAACAAUCACACCAUCAUCACCAUUGAGGACAUGGAGGAUAAUCAGACAGCGAGGGUAUCUGUCGCUCUUCUGUCCAUGAUCCUGGGGUCUCUAAUGCUCUGGAACAUCAGCAGAGACCAGUUGAGCCACAGAGUCUUCAGGAUGGAGGAGGGGCUCCAGGAUCACAUGUCACCGGUUAACAGCUCAUCUGAUGCAGUUAUCCACAUGGGUGACAUCUGAGCUGGGACUAAUAACUGAGACUAGGGGUGCGUUCAAUUCGAUUCAACGUUUGCUAAGUUGCGUGACGGUUUGUACUGAACGACACGUUUCCUCAAAACGGUGCUCACCAUUCUUAGACAGCCUUUGAGGUACGUUCGCUCCCGUUUUGGUGAUUGUGACGAACUGUGGCCUGUUCAUUAAGGGUGUGACUAUUUGAAAUCGCUAAACAUGCGUAGCACCAUACAAUCUCACACAAUAAUCACACUGUUUUUCUGCGGGUUGUUCAGUACUGUUUCCGUUUGAAUGAAAUGUUGAACACCAUUCUGUCGUACUGACAGCACCCCUAGAAUCACCAGCACCAUUCUUUAGUCAUUGUUUUCCACUUAAGAUCCUUGUGUUGAAUAUAUUUUGUAUUUUUAUGUUUGUAUAAAUAUUAUAUAUUGCAAAUAUUAUGUAUCUGUCUACAUGAGAGUUUUUCUAUAUUAUUAAAUGAUUAGAUCUUAUAUCAA